Molecule: messenger RNA, 2667 nt
Organism: Histoplasma capsulatum G186AR
Lineage: Eukaryota; Fungi; Ascomycota; Eurotiomycetes; Onygenales; Ajellomycetaceae
Product: GTPase activating protein GYP5
Exons: 4
Coding region: 1-2667 (888 amino acids)
Source: RefSeq, a predicted model, not a curated record
AUGGUAUCCAGCAGCGCGGAGAAUACGGACUAUGAAGCUGAUGCCUUCGAAGACGCACAGGAUACUGCACCACGUCCUGAAUCCCCACUUCCCCAAAGCGCUACCCGUUCUCUAACCGACCGUCGACCUUCGAACGGAUCUCUGACCACCCCCCGAGCCACAGUCCAUCCUCCCUUGCCCAUACCUGAACGGAAGCAGAGUGGCCAUGAUGAUACGUUGUCACCAGUAUCUCCCGUGGGAGAUGAUACCCCGAAGAAAAACAAACCCUCAAAAUCGCCCCUAUUAGCUGCUCACCGUCUCUCCACAACAUCUCUUGAUGAAAUCAACUUGGCUGCUCCGAAGGAAGGGAAUGGGGAUGAGAAAUCGCAGCAGACAUCCCCCGACUCGUCAAGUGGCCCUCCUCCCCUUCCCUCAAGAGAAUCCGCCAAACAAACUGGGCGCCUCCAGGGCUUCUCCGCUUCCCUUCCCUCUGUACCGUGGGGACCCCCUCCAGCAACCAAACAUCAAUCACCAACAACCCAAUUAGCGAAUCCCCCACAAACCUCGCGGAAACUUACUAGUCCGUUUGCCUGGCUUUCGCGGGCUAGCUCUGGCGGCAAAGAUAUAAAACCUUCCUCUGGAUCGGGGAAUAGCCGGAGAAAUACCGCGGCCUCGAUAUCGACAGUGGGCAGCAAUCCUGAAUUGCUGGCCAGGUUACAAGAAGGUAGUGAUGGGGAUUCCGCCAGCUUCGAUUCAAGGAGACGGAACAGCUUGAGAGACCAGUUCAAAUUGCUGAGAAUGCGGAACGAAGGUGUUGCCGAUGAGGCAGCCAGUAUUACCUCUGCCCAUGAUGAGGGCCGUGCUAGCACCAUUGGAAGCCCAAAAAGCGAAUCUGAGAAGAGCGAAACUGGACUUGCUGUUCCACCUGCACCAUCUCCUGUGGCAACAUCACCAGGUCUGCCUCCAACUGUCAAUCCAAACCUAGCGCCCGGCACUGUCUCUGGUAUAUCAUCCUCCGCAACUGAUGCCUCAGCUCCUGUCGAUUGGGAACUGUGGCAACAUGUUGUCAACGUUGGACCGGAGGCUCUUAAGGGAUCCAAUGCGGAGGAGUUGAAUGCUGCUAUCAAGAGAGGUAUUCCACAAACGAUCCGUGGGGUUAUUUGGCAAGUUCUUGCAGACAGUAGAAAUCCGGAAUUGGAGGAUGUAUACCGAGAAUUGUUAGCGAGGGGCACGGAGAAGGAUCGUGAUCGCUACUGGAGCAUCAGUUCUGCCAUAACUCUCAACGGCCAAAGUAACGGAGUUCCGAAGGAUAAAGAGAAGGAAUCGUUGUCCUCUUCCCGGUCCUCAGUAGAUUCUGAUCGCUCGAGUCCCACAGUUAACUCAAGCAAUGGUGUUGUCUCUCCCCCUUUGGUACCAGAAAAAGACCCAGAUCCCGUAAUAAAAGCACAAGCAAGUCUGGAGGCAGCUCGAAAGAAAAAAGCAAAGGAGGACGCCAUCGCUCUUCAGAAACUGGAGAAAGCUAUCAGGCGGGACCUGGGAUCAAGGACCAGUUAUUCAAAAUAUUUUUUGUCGCAGCGCAACCAGGAUGGGUUAUUUGGACUCUGCAAAGCCUACGCGUUGUAUGAUGAAGGCGUGGGCUAUGCCCAGGGGAUGAACUUUAUUGUUAUGCCUCUGUUAUUCAAUAUGGAUGAAGGGGAAGCAUUUACCCUUCUGGUUAAGUUAAUGAACAAAUACCGCCUACGAGACAUGUUCAUCCAAGAUAUGCCUGGACUUCACAUGCGCCUGUACCAGUUCGAGCGCUUGCUGGAGGAUCUUGAGCCUGCCUUGGCUUGUCAUCUGCGUCGACGUGGAGUUACACCCCAACUCUAUGCAACGCAGUGGUUUCUCACCUUGUUUGCAUACCGAUUCCCGCUUCAACUUGUCCUCCGCAUUUACGAUUUGAUAUUCGAGGAAGGGCUAGAGCCGACAAUCCUCAGGUUCGCUGUCGCAAUCAUGCAGCGCAAUACCGAAGCAUUGCUAGGGAUGAACGAUAUGGCGUCGUUAACUAAUUUCCUCAAAGAAAAGUUAUUUGAUGUCUAUAUCGACCAACAGCCAUCUGCAAGCUCGAUUCUCGAGUCUGGCUUCUUCGGCAGCUCUGGUUCCUCUGACAAAGAAGUCUAUCGUGCUGAUCUCAUGGUCCAAGAUGCGUGCCUUGUCAAGCUUUCGGAUGACAUGAUCAAAACGUAUACUGCAGAAUGGGAAGAGAAAGUCCGCGUGGAACAGGAACAGGCAGCAGAGUUGGAAGGGUUAAGGCACACUGUCGCAACGCAAGCCGCUCGCAUCCGCUUGCUUGAGGAGCGCGCGGAGAAGUCAGACACGGAGCAUGUGCAGCUUGCGUCAGAACUAGUCCGCCUCAAAGUGGAGAAUGAGGAGCUACGAGAUGCAAAUGAAAGUUACAAGGUUGAAGUCGAGGAGCUGAAGAUUGUUAUUGACCGACAACCUGCCGAGCUAGAAGACAAGUUGCGGACGGAAAUGGAGCGGAUCAUGAAGCGAAACAUCGAGGUGCAGAACGAGAAUAGGUCGAUGGAGGAGCAAAUGGCCGAGAUGGAGAAAGAUCUUGUUGAUACAAAGUUGAAGUGGGCCGAGAUGUCCGAAGAGCAUGAGAGCCUUAAGCAGAAAUGGGUCGAUCUACGAAAGGCCCUUGGUUAA